Messenger RNA from Dalotia coriaria, 2180 nucleotides. It is a transcript of the gene CYP301B1, whose product is annotated as probable cytochrome P450 49a1. Gene Ontology annotation, molecular function: iron ion binding; oxidoreductase activity, acting on paired donors, with incorporation or reduction of molecular oxygen; monooxygenase activity. The transcript has 8 exons. The record is from RefSeq and is a predicted model, not a curated record. Bases 495 to 2072 code for a protein of 525 amino acids. NCBI's taxonomy places the organism in Eukaryota, Metazoa, Arthropoda, Insecta, Coleoptera, Staphylinidae.
GUAUUUAAUGGUAGCGAUAUUUUAAACUACUGUGCGUAUAUUUUAGCUAUGUCUGGCGCAGAGUGUGUAAUAUGAAUGAAUUAUAUAACACAAAAAUUAUGUCUGCAAGGAGGCACGCUGCGCACGUGACGAAAGUGUUGUGAACUUUUACAUUCGCUAUCAAUACGGUCCGGUUACGCAAGAGUGGCUGGCAUUUGCCACCAAUUCAAUGCCCUUGAAUUGAUUGGGGGGUUUGUGCUCUCACCAAAUUCGGCAAGUGGUCGACCGCAAAUAACAAUGGCCUGUCUGGUAAACGAGCAAAGAAGAGCAAACGCGUUGCAGCAGGCGCGCGCCAAAGCAAAGCAGGGGAAAGUAUCAUAGUUCGGAUCGCUGAAGUUGAGGCACGCUGACUAGUAGUCUGAAGUCUGAGUAGUCACGAUCGCGUACAUUAAUGUGGAAGUCGCGAUUUGAAUCUUGCCGAGUUUCCGUCGGAGUCGUAGUAAAAUACAAUUAAAAUGGAGAAAACGUUGAAAGUUGUGAAGGAAUCGCGGCGAUUUUUUCAAAAGUUUUCCAACGCGCACAGCGUCAGUUUAAUUUCCGCGGAUAGAAGUGUAGAGGAAGAAUUUGAAAACGAAACAUGCGAAGCGUUACCGUAUAAAAUGGUACCGGGACCAAAACCAUUUCCACUCGCUGGCAACACAUGGAGAUUUCUUCCAAUUAUUGGUGAUUUUGAAAUUGAACACAUCGAUAAAGUGUCGAAACGAUUGUAUGAAGAAUACGGACCUAUUGUUAAAGUGGAGGGUUUACUUGGUAGACCCGACAUGCUCUUCCUUUUUGAUCCCGAUGAAAUUGAAAAAGUGUUUCGGCAAGAAGAUGCGCUGCCUUUGCGGCCUUCGAUGCCAUCGCUGAACUAUUACAAACAUGUCUAUCAGAAGGAUUUCUUUGGAGAUGUUGGUGGCGUAAUUGCCGUGCACGGCAAAAAUUGGCAAAAUUUUCGUACCAAAGUGAACCAAAUCAUGAUGCAACCGAGAGUGGCGAAGAUGUACAUCGGACCAAUCGAAGAAACUGCCAAGGAGUUUGUACAAAGAAUUGAAAAGCUAAAGGACCAGAAAAACGAGAUGCCACACGAUUUUCUAAACGAAAUCCAUAAAUGGUCGCUAGAAUCAAUAGCUAAAGUCGCUUUGGAUGUGCGCCUCGGAUGUCUCGAUGAUGAUGCGAAUGAGGAAACGCAGAAAUUAAUCGACGCCGUCAAUACAUUCUUCAUGAAUGUUCCGAUACUGGAACUGAAGGCGCCGAUAUGGCGUCUUUUUGCAACACCCACUUUCAACGAGUACAUCCGUGCGCUAGAUACGAUUCGAGAAAUUUCGUUAAAACAUAUUAACAUAGCGCUACGCACGUUAAAAACCGAGAAGGAUGCUCACGAAAAAUCCGUUUUGGAACGAGUUUUAGCCAUGGACAACGAUGCCAAGAUCGCUGCCAUUCUAGCAUUGGAUUUGUUUCUCGUCGGAAUUGACACCACGUCCAACGCGGUGGGAUCCAUUUUGUAUCAACUUGCUACUCAUCCGGAGAUUCAGGACAAAGCGCGUGAAGAAAUUCUAAGCGUCGCGCCGGAUUACAAUGACUCUUUGACUUCGAAAAAAUUGGAUUCGAUGCCUUAUACGAAAGCAUGCAUACGCGAAACUUUAAGAAUGUAUCCUGUUGUUAUUGGGAAUGGAAGAUGUACCAGUCGCGAUUCAAUUAUUGGUGGAUAUUUAAUACCUAAAGGAGUGCAGGUUGUUUUUCAACAUUACGUCAUUAGCAACUUGGAUAAAUAUUUCGAAAAGAGCAAUGAGUUUAUGCCAGAACGAUGGUUGAAAACAUGUCCGCAUGGGAUGAAUGAAUCUAGUAAAGGACAUCAUCCGUUUGCUUCACUUCCGUUCGGCUUUGGUCGCAGGAUGUGUUUGGGGAAGCGAUUUGCUGAUAUAGAAAUUCAAACAGUCAUUGUAAAAAUUCUACAACAAUAUAAAUUGGAAUAUCAUCAUGAGAAAUUGGAUUAUUUUAUUCAUCCGAUGUAUACGCCAAAUGGACCAUUACGUAUAAAGUUUACUAAAUAGGAAAAUAAUAAGAAUUUUAAUUUUCUUUUCCAUUCAAUUGAUGAAAUUCCUAUGAUUUUUAACGAAGAAAUGUUUUAUAAUAAUAAAAAUAUGUACAAUAUACUGUUU